GCGAGCGGCGGCGGCGCGGCGGGGCUGAGGAUGCUCUCGCGAUACGCUCGGGUGCCGGUGUCCCUGGGCGCUCCGGAGAUACACGGACUUCCCAGGCAUGCCUUGAAGCACCAUCCGCUGCCAGAACCACGGGAUGAGGUGUGCACAGGCACACCCGGAGCUGAAAACUCUGCCCAGACCUCAAGGGAGUCUGAAAUCUGCAAGGAAUCACAUACUUCAGUUACUCCAGCUGCUCAUGGGAACGCAUUGUCUGCUAGCCCCACUUAUGCUGACAUCUCCACUGAAGACAGCUCAGUCUUCUCUUGGGGCUAUGAUGAGUUUGAUAAAGCUGCCACACAGCAAGUUGAGCAAAUGUUCAGACAAAUUGACGAGCUUCUCUAUGAGCAGAAGGAAAAUGUAUUUGUGGAGGCACUGCGGGAAGAAUGCCACCAGUGGACAAGUACCUUUCCUCAUCUCAGGGUUGUGGGGAAGCAGAUCAUGAUCCCCACUGAUGAAGGGUAUGGAUGGUAUUCAAGUUCACCUUCUGGCAGCUUAGUUUCCUCAGAUGUAGCUUCACCACGAGAAAAAGAUUCUAAUGAAUUUAGUGUUUUUGGCAAGAAGGUCCCUCUCUGCGUUACUCCUGUUCGCAAAAAGGCUGACCGCUCCAAGUCUCCGACCUUGUGUUCUCCAGAGAGUGAAGAAGGUGAAGAUGGAGUGAUUGUCUCUGAAGGUGUAAUGGAGGAAUAUUUAGCAUUCGACUGCAGAGAUGUGGAAGAGGAGUUGCAUGAGAGAAAAAUGGGAUUGUCUUCCGGUAGAUGGAAACUAGGGUUUCCUCCUAUCUCUCCUUAUUCCUGCAUGAAGGAUUCUGUGCUCACAUUUGUGUUUGAUGAUGUGUGGAGCGAAGUCCUAGGCUGCAUGGAAGAAUUAAUCUGCAGACACUGGGAAGGGUCAGCUUCUGAUGAUGAGAAAAAUAUCAUAACAGUAGAAACCAUCAAAGGAGAUGCUGGAAGCCCUUUGCUGGUUGAUCCUCUGCCAGCAUUGUUACCUCGUGUGCCACAGACUAAAAUGCCCUCGGUGACAUCCAAUCUGUGCUCAAAACCCAGAUGUGGCCACAAAAGCAAAAAGAGGAGAAAACCACCUCAAGUAAAUCUCUCUCAAGGGUCAAGCAGUGGCUCUCAGCAUAACCUAAAUGGCUUGAUGGUGAUACAUGGGAUGCAGUUACAGCAAAGGAAUCUGCCUGCACUAGAGAAAACACUGGACCUGGAUGACAAACGGCCAGGCUCCAGUUCCAUCCUCUCUGGUAACAGAUUGUGGCCAGAUCGUCCUCUAGAGCUCAGCACAUCAUCCCUGUCACGUGCUACCAGAAGGCGAAACCCACCUCCACGUACCCUGCAUCCCAUCAGCACCAGCCACUCUCGAACUGGGACCCCAGGCUCUGUGGAUGAUGUUUUCAGGGGAGCUCGAUUUCUGACUGCACAUGAACAGCUGACCUCACCCUCCCCACUGCUGCUGAACCGCAACAACCUCCUACCACCCAUCGCCACCACCAGCAGGACAGAGCACAGCAACACUGCAGGAUCCCUGAAGCAAACGAAGUCUCGUGGGAAAUCAAGCCGAGCACACGGUGUGACAACACAUGAAGAUACCUACCAGCAGCUACAGGAGAAGCUUUUCUUACCUGAUCAUCUCUCCAGGCCUAAUGCAACCAACACACUCUUGCCAGAGCCGCAGCGCCGCCGCUCUUGCACUGUUAUUGAUUACAGUAAUCAGCCUCGGACGAGGAAAGGAUCAACAGGUUCAGGUCUUCAGCUGCAUGGUUCUGUGAAAACCCACAGUCGGAGUGGAUCAGUCUCAAAAAGCAAGCAGGGCUUCUGACAUGCCAUGAAGAGGUAUCCAUCCAUCCAUCUGCAGAGGGUCACAAUUUGCCUCUCAUUCUCAGCAGCAUCAAAUUUGUUUACAGAGUUUUCAAACACCCUUCCUUAGGAAUAGUUAUUUUUAUAUAACUCUAAACAGCAGCUGCCAAAGAUUAGAAGGGGUAUGCUUAAACAUUCCAUUUUCUACCAGUAGAAGUUAUACUCCUGUGGAAGGGUGAAUAUUCUCCAGUGGACAGUAAAGCCUAACUCCUAGAGUAUCUAGCAGAUACUCUUGUUGCUGUUCUCCCAUUGCUGGCUUGUGACUGGUUCCUGUUGUUACAGGCAGGUGCUGCAGAAGCUGCUAAUUCUUCCUUUAGCUCUACAAAAGAUUAACCAAGUCUUCCACAGUUGUAGUAAUUUCUAUUUUUAAAGCUCUAUUUAUAUAUUUAAAGCAAUACUGUACUAUCAAAAAACAAGCACUGCAGAUGAUACUGCCUCUACAACUCAACUGAGGCAAGUUAUAAACCCUAUGUAGUAAUUGCAACAGAUGUUAACAGAGUUGUGUAGAACUAAGGUAGUAAAUGCGAACUUGAGUGACAGCUUUAAGCUGACAUGUCCUGUGAAACACACCUCUUUCUCAGUCACUUAAGAAGGUUUAAGAGGCAAAUAGGAGCCUCCUACUGCAAGUGGUUCCAGACAAUAUUCAAACAUAAUCUCCUGAUGAGAUACUGGUCAUUUCACAGAGUAGGUCAGUUUCCCAGUCUAAAAAUGCCUGCAAUUAUGUAAGAUUCCUGCAUUUCAUCCCAAAGUUCUACCACCCAUAGAUGCAAUGCAGCUUUUAGUAGAUGUGUUCUGAACUGUGUGGCAGACCUAUGAGAGGAAUAAGCCUUUGUUGCCCUUGUGCCUCCAGAGGAGACAAAAACAAGAAACAAAAGCUUAUCAAUGAACGAUUAGUUCAAGGUCUCACUCCCUAGCAGUAUAUGUGGCAGACUAACAGUCUAAGGACAAGGUAAAGAUAACUACUUACUGUAUUUUAAGACUUAGGACACCACAGGAAAAUGGUUGUCCCAUUAUAACCCAAGUAAAGAGCACCUUUUUUUUCACCCUAAAUUUCCUUAUUUUCUAAAUCACAAUUCAUAAUGGAAAAAACUUGUCAGGUUUCUUCAUAAAGUGGUUCUCCUAUUUCCCUACUCUAAGCUAUGCAACCUGUCAAAUAUUAAUGGCACCUAUACAGCAGCUAAUGAUUUUAAACUAGUACUGAAGUACUUGAGCUCAGCUGAUCAAAGCAUGCUCUUGAUCAAGACGGGAGAAGAAAACAACACAGAACUGUGCAAAUAUAACUGGGUUAACUUUCCUUUAGAUUGCUAGAAGCAAAGAAACUCAAACUAAAGUUUGCCUGGAAAUAAACUGAUGCUGAAGAGAGGCUGCUAUUCACAAAA
Pogoniulus pusillus (Red-fronted tinkerbird) is the source of this 3271-nucleotide messenger RNA. It is a transcript of the gene FAM149B1, whose product is annotated as family with sequence similarity 149 member B1. The transcript has 15 exons. The record is from RefSeq and is a predicted model, not a curated record. Gene Ontology annotation, biological process: protein localization to cilium; cilium assembly. The coding region runs from base 31 to 1854 and encodes 607 amino acids. NCBI's taxonomy places the organism in Eukaryota, Metazoa, Chordata, Aves, Piciformes, Lybiidae.